Messenger RNA from Panicum virgatum (switchgrass), 672 nucleotides. RefSeq lists its product as uncharacterized. The record is from RefSeq and is a predicted model, not a curated record. The transcript has a single exon. NCBI's taxonomy places the organism in Eukaryota, Viridiplantae, Streptophyta, Magnoliopsida, Poales, Poaceae. Bases 129 to 497 code for a protein of 122 amino acids.
UCUUUCUUCCUUCCUUGCUCGUCUUGCCUCCUCUUCCUGCGCCCUGAUCGAUCGCUGCUCGCCCAAGCUCCGACUCCGAGUCAACAAUUUCGCCUCUCCGCCCAGCCACAGGGAACCCAGCGCGAGCCAUGACGGGGACCGGCGGCGGCGACGAGCACUACUCGCGGCUGAUCCGCGAGCUCUGCGCGCUGCUCCUCACGGUCGUCUCCCCCUCGCCGGCGCCGGGGCCGGCGGGCCGGGUGUCGCCGGCCGCGGCGGCGUCCAUGCUCCUCGGCGCGUCGGUGGCGCUCAUGCUCUGCGGGUCCGUCACGUUCGCCAUCGGCUUCCUCCUCAUGCCCUGGGUCGCCGGCCUCGCGCUGCUCUUCGGCUUCGCCGGCGCCGUCUCCAACCUCUCCUCGGGGUUCUUCUUCGGCAAGCCCGCGCCGCUCCCCUGCAAGGACGCGCCGCGGGGGCGGAUCUGCUCCCCGAUCGACUCCGAUCUGCUCGUAGGCUCGUAGCGUAGCUCGAUCAGCAGCAGCAGCAGCGUAGAUUUGAGUUCUUUCUUCCUGAAUUAUUACUAGGAUACAUACGGAUCUUCCCUUUUGUUGUAUGCUCUCGCAAGUCAUUCCCCGAGGAGGUGUUUGCUUGUGGAUUAAUGAAACGUCACGAUAAUUAAGUGAUUGUUCAACACUC